Tribolium madens (black flour beetle) is the source of this 1789-nucleotide messenger RNA. Its product is annotated as sodium-coupled monocarboxylate transporter 2-like. Gene Ontology annotation, molecular function: symporter activity. Lineage: Eukaryota; Metazoa; Arthropoda; Insecta; Coleoptera; Tenebrionidae. Gene Ontology annotation, cellular component: membrane. The transcript has 6 exons. The record is from RefSeq and is a predicted model, not a curated record. Bases 14 to 1750 code for a protein of 578 amino acids. Gene Ontology annotation, biological process: transmembrane transport; sodium ion transport.
UCAUUUGCCCACAAUGGACCAACCUGAACAUACAACUAUGAUCGCACCCACAUUUUCCUGGUACGACUACCUAAUCUUUUCGGGAAUGCUCACGGUCAGUGUAAUAAUCGGAAUUUAUUUCGGAUGUUUCGGUAGUAAGCAAUCGACAGCAAACGAAUAUUUGAUGGGAAGCAAAAAAAUGCACGUUUUCCCCAUCGCUAUGUCUCUGGUAGCCAGCCACAUUUCGGGAGUAACUUUACUGGGAGUUCCUGCCGAUGUUUAUAAAUUUGGAGCCGCAUAUUGGCUGUGCGUUUUUGCUCUAAUAAUAGUGUCCUUUGUUACUAUUUUUGUUUAUUUACCCGUCCUUUACCAAGCGCAAAUUACCAGUGUGUAUGAGUAUUUGGAAAAGCGUUUUGAUCAGAAAACUAGAGUUUUUUCAUCGUUUCUUUUUGCUGUGUCUCAGAUUUUGUUUCUGCCGGUUGUGAUCUACAUUCCUGCACUUGCCUUUGCCGCAGCUACCGGAAUUAAUCUCCAUUUGGUAACACCGGUAAUCUGCGCUGUGUGUAUUUUUUAUACCACCAUAGGGGGCUUGAAGGCAGUCGUCUGGACUGACACCUUACAAUUCACUGUAACUUUAGGUGCUGUUACCACAGUUCUAGUCCUUGGGAUUAAAGCAACAGGAGGUUUUAGUAACGUUUGGCAGAAAGCAGUAGACGGAAAACGACUCGACUUUUUUGAUUUUGAGUUUGAUGUUACCAGAAGUGAUAAUUUUUGGGCCGCCUUUAUUGGACUCACUUUUUUAUGGAUUUCUCAAACUAACACUAGUCAAAGCUGUGUCCAAAAACUGCUCUCAGUGCCAACUUUAAAAGACGCAAAAUUUGCAACUAUCUAUUACGGAAUUGGGAUGAUUUUAGUAAAAACCGCUUCAGUGCUUAUAGGUCUUGUAAUUUACGCCCGAUAUUCCAUUUGCGACCCUUUUGAAACUCAUAAAAUUAUUAGAAAGGACCAACUUUUGCCCUUCUACGUCCUCGACGUUGCAGGAAAGGUUCCAGGUUUGUCGGGGCUGUUCAUAGCAGGAGUGUUCAGUGCCGGCUUGAGCACACUUUCAGCUCAUUUGAAUUGUUUAUCAGGGACAAUUUAUGAGGAUUUUGUUAGUAAAUUAAUCCCCAAAGAUAUAACAGAACGCACAAAAAGCAAUAUUCUUAAGUUAAUUGUGGUAAUCUGUGGGGCCAUUUGUACACUUUUAGUGUUUCUUUUUGAGCGUUUGGGAGGAAUUUUACCAUUGGUUAUAUCCUUCCAAGGGCUAACCGGAGGACCUUUGCUUGGAAUGUUUACUUUAGGAAUUUUAUCCCGAAGAGCUAACAGCAAGGGAGCGUUCUAUGGAGGAAUUUUUGGGAUAACAGGACUGGCGUGUCUUGUUAUUCCAGCUAAGUAUUUGCAAAGCCAAGGAAUGAUGCACAUUCCUGCUAAACCUAUUUCAACUGAUGGGUGCAACUUUAAUUUUACUAAAAUCUAUUCGAAUCAAACGAUUGAAAAUGAUGGACUUUUGAAACUUUUCAAAAUAUCGUACUAUUAUUACACCCUUUUAGGAUUUUUUUUCACUAUGAUUUUUGGUUUAAUUGUAUCGUAUUGUACAAAAGAAGAUGAGAGAACUCUACACGAAAACCUCCUAAGUCCUGUAAUUCAAAGAAAAGGAGUGCGGAAUGAAAAUAAUUAUAAUACUGUUGAAAACGCAUUAAAUUUAGUUACGUAUAACUCUGACAAAUUGUAAAGUAAUUAAUUCUAAAUAUAUUCAUUUUAUUGAACAAAA